AUGAAUAUUUUUAGAUUUUUUGGUGAUCUUUCACAUUUAGCUAGUAUAUUUAUACUAUUGUACGCAAUUGAAACAAAUCGAUCAAUCAAUGGUAUAUCAUUAAAAACUCAAGCAUUGUACGUUGUAGUAUUCAUUACAAGAUAUUUGAACUUAUUCACAAAAUUUUAUUCAUUAUACAAUACAUUGUUAAAAAUUAUAUUUAUCGCAAGUUCCAUAUACACAGUUUAUGUCAUGAUAUAUAAAUAUCAAAAAACAAUUACAAAUCAUGUGGAUACAUUUCCUGUAAAAUAUUUAAUUGGAGGAGCAGUAAUUGCAAGUUUAAUAUUCACUCAUAAAUAUACGCCAAGUGAAAUUGUAUGGAGUUUUAGUUUAUGGCUUGAGGCUGUUGCCAUUUUACCACAAUUAUAUAUUUUGCAAAGAACAGGAGAAGCCGAAAAUAUUACUACUCAUUAUAUAUUUGCUUUAGGAUUGUACAGAGCUUUGUAUAUUCCCAAUUGGAUUUAUAGAUAUUUUGUUGAAGGUCAUUUUGAUUUUGUAUCUGUAUUAUCAGGACUUUUACAAACUGCUAUUUAUUCAGAUUUUUUUUAUAUUUAUUAUAAUAAGGUUUUAAAAGGUAAAAAAUUUGAAUUGCCAGUAUAG
Lodderomyces pseudojiufengensis is the source of this 639-nucleotide messenger RNA. RefSeq lists its product as uncharacterized. The transcript has a single exon. Gene Ontology annotation, cellular component: membrane; cis-Golgi network; endoplasmic reticulum. Gene Ontology annotation, molecular function: ER lumen protein retrieval receptor activity. The coding region runs from base 1 to 639 and encodes 212 amino acids. The record is from RefSeq and is a predicted model, not a curated record. Lineage: Eukaryota; Fungi; Ascomycota; Pichiomycetes; Serinales; Debaryomycetaceae. Gene Ontology annotation, biological process: endoplasmic reticulum to Golgi vesicle-mediated transport; protein retention in ER lumen.